UAUUAUUAUUAUUAUUAUUUUAUUAUUAUUAUUUUUGCUUCGGUAGCUAGGGAGUUCCUGCAGCCGUUUUCGUGUCCUUCAGAAAAGUCUAAGCUGCAGGCUUUAAGUAUUUUACAGUAGCCGGCGGCGACGAAGACUUCCAGCUCACGAGUACUUUGGUUUCUGUAUAAUAACAUAUCUGCUCUGUAUUCACAUUACUAAGUUAGUGGCUCUUGUUUGUUCGAUGCAUAAUGGUGUUCUAACUGUUUUUUUUUUUUUUGCUCUCUGUUCUCGUGUCCUGUUCUGGUUGCUGGGACGGCGAAACUCUCAUCGGUGCCAGAUCCGAAUGCUCCAAUGUACUACAAGGGAUGGUACCAUUUGUUCUACCAGUACAACCCUAAGGGCGCCGUGUGGGGCAACAUCGUAUGGGCGCACUCCGUUUCGCGUGACCUCAUCAACUGGAUCGCGCUGGAGCCGGCCAUCGCACCCAGCAUCCCGUCCGACCAGCAUGGCUGCUGGUCCGGCUCCGCGACGCUCCUCCAAGACGGCACGCCGGCGAUCCUCUACACGGGGAUCAGCCGCCCGGACAUCAACUACCAGGUGCAGAACAUCGCGUUCCCCAAGAACAAGUCCGACCCGCUGCUCCGUGAGUGGGUCAAGCCGGGGUACAACCCGAUCGCCGUGCCGGAGGCCGGUAUGAACGCGACGCAGUUCCGCGACCCGACCACGGCCUGGUAUGCGGACGGGCACUGGCGGAUGCUGGUCGGCGGCGUGCGGGCCACCCGGGGCGUGGCGUACGUGUACCGGAGCCGGGACUUCACGCACUGGGUCCGCGCCAAGCACCCGCUGCACUCGGCGCUCACAGGGAUGUGGGAGUGCCCCGAUUUCUUCCCGGUGUCCGGGUCGGGGCAGCAGAACGGCCUCGACACCUCCGAGUCCGGCGUCAAGUACGUGCUCAAGAACAGCCUGGACCUCACCCGGUACGACUACUACACGGUGGGCACCUACGACAGGAAGAAGGACCGGUACGUGCCGGACAGCCCCAACGGCGACCAGCACCGGCUCCGGUACGACUACGGCAACUACUACGCCUCCAAGACGUUCUACGACCCGGCGAAGCGGCGGCGCGUCCUGCUCGGGUGGGCGAACGAGUCGGACAGCGUGCCAGACGACAAGGCCAAGGGCUGGGCCGGCAUCCAUGCGAUUCCAAGGAAGAUCUGGCUCGACCCUAGUGGGAAGCAGCUACUGCAGUGGCCGAUCGAGGAGGUCGAGAAGCUCAGGGGUAAGCCCGUCAGUGUGAGUGACAAGGUCGUCAAGCCCGGACAGCAUUUUGAGGUCACAGGGCUCGGAACUUACCAGGCUGACGUGGAGGUGAGCUUCGAGGUAUCGAGCCUGGAGAAGGCGGAGCCGUUCGAUCCGGCGUACGACAACGACGCGCAGAAGCUGUGCGGCGUCAAGGGCGCGGACGUGAAGGGCGGGGUGGGGCCCUUCGGCCUGUGGGUGCUGGCCUCUGCCGACCUGCAGGAGAAGACUGCCGUGUUCUUCAGGGUCUUCAAGGACGGAUAUGGCAAGCCCAAGGUCCUCAUGUGCACCGACCCCACCAAGUCAUCUCUCAGUCCAGAUUUGUAUAAGCCGACCUUUGCAGGCUUCGUCGACACCGACAUUUCAAGCGGGAAAAUCUCGCUCAAAAGCUUGAUUGAUCGGUCGGUUGUCGAGAGCUUCGGCGCGGGAGGCAGGACCUGUAUCUUGUCACGAGUCUACCCGUCUAUGGCUAUCGGAAAGGAUGCUCAUCUUUACGUUUUCAACAAUGGAGAGGCGGAUGUUAAGGUGACCCACCUGACCGCCUGGGAGAUGAAGAAACCAUUGAUGAAUGGGGCUUAAGUGCCAUUCUCAUUUGGAGGGAUUUAUACGUAUUCUUAAGUGCCAUUCUCAUUUGGAGAAAUUGUUUUCCACAAAUAAGGUGCGGCGAGAAUCAUUUUUACCAGAGUGACUUAAGCACUACUACAGAACGAUACUGUACAGGCGGGUGGAAACGCCUUUUCACAAGCGUUUGGCGCACCCGCCUGUGACAGAAGGCCUGUGGAAACGAUUUCCACAGGCGCAAAAGUGACCGCCUGUGGAAAUCGAUUUUCACAUGCGGUUCCUAAUCGAUUUUCACAGGCGGUUCCUAAUGUCAACCGCCUGUGGAAAUAGAUUUCCACAGGCGGUUCGUUAAGACAACCGCCUGUGGGAUUUCCACAGGCGGGGUCCACAUUAGCUGCCGCCUGUGAUAUAAAGAUUUUCACAAGCGGUUCUGUAUGAGAACUGCCUGUGGUAUGUAUUUAUUUUUAAAAAAAAGAAUAUAUUUUAUUCCAUCCA
Messenger RNA from Phragmites australis (common reed), 2337 nucleotides. Its product is annotated as beta-fructofuranosidase, insoluble isoenzyme 1. The record is from RefSeq and is a predicted model, not a curated record. The transcript has 6 exons. Lineage: Eukaryota; Viridiplantae; Streptophyta; Magnoliopsida; Poales; Poaceae. Bases 334 to 1860 code for a protein of 508 amino acids. Gene Ontology annotation, molecular function: hydrolase activity, hydrolyzing O-glycosyl compounds. Gene Ontology annotation, biological process: carbohydrate metabolic process.